Molecule: messenger RNA, 204 nt
Organism: Manis javanica (Malayan pangolin)
Lineage: Eukaryota; Metazoa; Chordata; Mammalia; Pholidota; Manidae
Source: the annotation of a RefSeq genome assembly
AUGCCUCAACUAGACACUACAACAUGAUCCAUUACAAUUAUAUCCAUGAUCCUGACCCUCUUUGUCCUAUUCCAAUUAAAAAUCUCUAAACACUACUACCCACACGACGCAGAGACCUCAACAAAAACACACCACAAAACACUCACCCCCUGAGAAAAAAAAUGAACGAAAAUCUAUUCACCUCUUUCAUUACCCCAGUGAUAA